AUGGCCGCUUGGUGUUCUGUCUCAGCCUGCAGGGUUUCUGCUUCUUGGGAGCAAGUAAAUGUUUGUUUCAAGAAGACCUCCGUAGAGUCAGGAGGUCCUCCAGGAGUUCCCGCAAGGAAGCCAGAAACUCACGUUUUUCUUGGGGAACGGCCUGCGGAGGAACUUGAAAGCCUAGGUUCAGCCGUUGACCAGAGGCUUCUCGCAGUAUCGCCUUCGGAGGCUUUGCUGGUGCAGUCCUUCCGCCACUUUGACUACUUUCAGGGUAGCAUACACUUUCCCAGGGGACGCUUGGCAGACCCGAGCAACAGGACUAUGCAAGUGAGUGGCUGGGUGAGCGGUACUCAUGGAAUCUUUCGCAAUUGCUGGGGCUGCUAUGCAGGGGUGUGUACAUCACGGAAGCUUUGCUGUCGGAGGAAACCAAGUGCGGCCUGCUUUGAUGGCCUCUAUUUUUUGAAGGAGGUGUGCUGUGACAUGCGGCAGACAGCCUACGAGAACCAUCCUGAGAUACUGACCGAAGCUCUCUACCAACAGCUCGGUAUAGAACAGAAAUAUCAGCGGUUUACUGCUCGCAGAUUGGAGCACCUCGCGUCGCUUGCACUUCCUGUCUGGAAUCGUCGGGUUCUGGAGCUUGGGGCGAGGCAGGGCGAUUUGACGCACUUCUUCACCGACCGGGGCUGCAAUGUCACGAUAGUGGAGCCUCGCAAGACCAACAUCAUUGCACUGCGGAAGAAGCUGUCUCUGGGCUAUCUGUUUCCAGAUCCGCGAAAGGUCCAGGUACUAUCCAUGGACGUGGAGGCCUCAUUGCCAGAAGGGACAUGGGACAUUGUUUUUUGCUAUGGCCUAUUGUAUCACCUGGAAAAGCCGGAGCAAUUCCUGGAGAGGCUCGUGCCACUGGUUUCUGAUUUUUUGCUCAUGGAAACGGUCGUGGCAACGGAGAUUGUGGAUAUUGAUGAGUCUGUAGACGCAGAUUCCAUGUCAUUCCGGGGCCGUGCCCGUCGUCUUCGGCGGGAGGAUGUGUUCCAGAUAUUGAAGAAGCUGUUCCCAUAUGCGUAUGUGCCGAUCACUCAGCCAAAUCAUGAUGAGUUUGAGACAGACUGGGCACAUCAAUCUGGCAACACGCGUCGCGACGCGAUCCUCGAGCAGUUGGAUCGAGAUCCCAUCAUUGCCCACACGAACCGGGACAAGAUCAAGUACUACCACGAGCAGCUCUUCCGCAGCCACCAAAUGCUGCUGAUGGACACUGCAACAUCCGAGUUCUUAUUCCUGAACGACUUCUUUGACACAAAGGGCGACCAUGGUCUCUUCGUGGAAGUCUUCGGAAAGACGACACAGUACUUCCUCGACUCCCUUGAAGGUUUCCUGGGCAACUGCUGGGAUUCUGUUGGUUUGCUGCUCAUGGUCCGCAUUGUGGACUUUUACAGAAAGCGAAUGCAGCAGCGCAAGGUUAGCUGCCUAGACUCCUACCUGGAUGCUUUGCAGCUGCUGCUCUGGCCGAGGUUGAGAGUCGUUCUGGAAGCCAACAUCGUGUCGCUACGGAAGGCCUACCAGCAGAACUUGCAAGCGCCGACGAACAACAAUCCACACUUGGUUACGCGAAGGUUUGCAGAGCUUGCUGCGUCUCUGUAUUUUCUUAGCUCCAGCGAAGACAGUGGACUGCCCGACACAUUGCAGGGGCCACGGUGUGGGUGUGAUCUAAAAGGAUUCAUGGUUGAGGGUAUUUCUCACAGUGCGGGCCCCUGCGCAGAAACAUCUUCAGCAUGUACCUCCUAUGUCAUACAGUCUAAAGUACGAGGACCGCGAAGGUAG
Molecule: messenger RNA, 1806 nt
Organism: Symbiodinium pilosum
Lineage: Eukaryota; Dinophyceae; Suessiales; Symbiodiniaceae
Source: the annotation of a GenBank genome assembly